Molecule: messenger RNA, 8487 nt
Organism: Macrosteles quadrilineatus (aster leafhopper)
Lineage: Eukaryota; Metazoa; Arthropoda; Insecta; Hemiptera; Cicadellidae
Exons: 42
Coding region: 2-8389 (2795 amino acids)
Source: RefSeq, a predicted model, not a curated record
GAUGAUGUCUACAUCGCCGCUCCUGCUGGCGAUAUCGCUGAGACUAUUUUUGAUAGUGGGGGCUGACAGAAAUUGCAACAAACAUCUUUCUGGUAAAACAAUUUCAUCCGAUGCCAUUGGGGAUAUUGAAAAAAAAGGCUCUUUCAAGAUCUUUACAAAUAAUUUGGAAGAUGAUCCCUACAUACUGUACAAGUUUAGAGAUUCUAUUGCGAUCGCAUCGUCUAAGAAAGGCCAUAUCGUUACUGUUAAUAGGCGCUUGGAUAUAGAUUCACAAUUUUACGCCUUCCUCAAUACACAAAAGAGCAAGGAAUAUUUGUCUAUUGUAAUCUCUUUGUCUUUCAAUGAAUGGUGUAGGUAUGAUAUUUGUGUCAGUUGCAAUGGCAAAGAUCGGAAACCAACUGUAAACGGGGAUAAGCGACCAGACGUUGCUUACUUCAAGUGGUCCAAGGGUAUAGAUUUCGUUGGUCCUCGUUAUAGAACGGAUUAUAGGACUACUGGAAUUAGCGCAGAGUAUGUGAGCGUUGGAAGUCCGAAAAUUGUGUUGAGCUGCUACGACCGAUACCGGGAGAUAAGACUGCGAACUCCAAUAGGACAUCAAAUAGCAUCAAUCGAUGGUAUUAGUUGUUCUGAAGCAUUGAAACGAACAUUCACCAUUAUGGCGCUAAAAACAGACUUAUCUGCUAGGGAGAUUUUUCAUCUCGGUGAAAAAGGAAAGCUUCAUGAUUUUUCUUGGAUGUACAAUAAGGAAGAUUUCACAACGGUUGUGUUUACUACAUUAAAUUCUCCGUCAAAGAACUCUUACUGGAGGAGGAUCCCUAACGAGACUCCUAAUACCUGCCCAUUUCUAAAAGUUCAAGAAAUGGUUUCGGCACAUGAAGAAUACAAAGUUGGUCUGCAUGAAAACACCCUGACAUUAGUGACAGUCUACAGAUUACCGUCUAAUUUGGUUCUGGAAUGCUACAAAGCUUCUAAACAGGAAGAUUCGACAUUUUAUUCGGUGUUCUCCGAUGCAGGAAAAACCCACGCUGUAACUAUUAAAAUGUUUGAUUGUUCGUCAAAAGAUAAUUUUUUCAAAAUAUUAUUUGUUGAAAGAAUCAAAUUUGAUGAAAAUAAUUGGGUGACUGUAGUAGGAAGUCGAAGAUCGGAAAAUGAUGAAUGGUGUUCUUACGGUAUUACACCAAAAAUAAAAAAUUAUGAGACAACAACACCAUUUGAUGCUUGGGUCUACUAUGACUUCAAGCCUAAGGAUGGCCAUUGGAAUGAGAUUUCUGCAGACGCACUUUACACAUCGCUUGAAGUUACAGCCAAAAACAUAAAAACAUCCUAUGAUUUCCUGCCUGAAGCCGAACCAGUUGCAAGAUAUCUAUCAUUAGAGUCGAAAUACACUUUGGAAGAUUACAAGUUUCUGGAAUGCUAUUUAGAAAAUGAACGACGACACGUUGGAGUUAUAAAGUCUUCGAAAAAUAAAGUUAUAGUUUCAAUAACAGGUUUUCCCUGCAAGUCGAAUUCGGACUUGGAUAUAAAAUCGUAUAUACAUUUCGUAUAUAACAAAAGAGAGAGAGAAAAUUACGUUACGAUAGGAAGUCGUGAAACUGCCGAAGACCAUUGGUUCUGCUACAAUAUGUGUUUGGAUUGCCAAACACGGACGAGAAAACACAAGACUUACAUCUUGGGAUGUGAACCCGACAUUGAAAAUAUUGUUAAGUGGUCACAGGCUGCCGUCCCUUGGAAACGAGUUGAUGACACAAGUUUUGAUGAUGAAGACGUCAUUAGUAAUUAUUACUACCAACCACAAGAUUAUAAUAUUAUAAUUAUGCAUCCGUCCAAAACUGGCUUUGUACUCAGAAAUUCGUUUGGAACACAUUUUUCACCCAUAGUUUUAAAAGAUUUGAAUGACAUUAAAAAAGUAUACAUGGGAUUCUUUGAAGGAAAAAAAGAAACAAAGGGAUAUGAUUACAUUGAUUGUGAAAAUAGAUCGUGUAUAGAACAGCUGACGAGAGAUGACAAGAAAAUUUGGCUCUUUUUUUACGAGUUUGGUCAAAGGGCAUCGUACCGUUACUCCUAUUUCGUGAAAUACGAAGACAAGGAAGGUUGUCAGUCUAUAAUAGAUAGAAAGAAAUUAGGAAAAGGCAAAACAUUUGGACACGAGCUAUGUUCUGAUGAGGAUAUCACGACUUACACCACAAACUUCAACCCAGGACUCACAAUGCGUUGUUGCACAAAGGAAAACACAGCUGUUGUUGAAAAUGAUUUCUUGACAUUGAAGGACUUUGAUUGUUCAAGUAAGGUUAACAUAAAGAAUUUACUCAUGUUUACCUCCAGCGCGGAGAAAGUAAACAAGGAACUAAUUUAUGGAGUAAGAAAAGGAGACAAAGUAGUGUGUUGGCACAAUAUGGUCAGAACUAAAGAAAAACUUUAUACUAAUGUUCUCAUCAACUACAAACCUGAGGUUGAUCCACCGCAUCAGUGGUACGAGGAGGAUUCAAACAAUUGCCCUUUCGACACAAAGAAGGACAUACUUUUUAAGAAAGUACCUGAACUCAAGAACACACAAGAAUCGAGCAAUAAGAAAAUAACAUACUUAGCCAUGACGAAAAAAUUCGCAGUAAAGUUAGAAUGCUACGAAGACAAUGACGGAAAGUUUUAUUCUUCAGAAAUCCUACUGAGAGGAGAAGAUUUGGUUUUAUUUUCCGUUGAAGUUAAACGAUUGGAAUGUUCAUCUAAAAGCGAUCUUCAAAAGUUGCACGUGUCUUCAUGGAAAGGACUCUCUGAAGAUUACUUGUCUGUUGGAAUCCAGGUUGGGCCGAGGUGGUGUCGUUACGACGCAUGCGUCACUUGCAAGUCGCAAAACUUCAGACUUAACAUUGACGAAGCUAAGCCAAAGGAGGAAACGAGGUGGUCAGAGCCAGGCUUUACAAUCAUAAGUCAGCCAAUAACAUUCAAACAUGAAAAAGAUUAUUUUGACGGCAAGGAGCUAAAAAAAAAGGACUUCAAAAAAAUGUUUUAUUCAAAUGCGUCCGUAAGAUUUCUGAUUCGUUGCUACAAAAUUGAAAACAGCUACAUUUCUGUAAUUGCCUCUCCUAGCGGAGUCAAAUUUGGGACAAUAACAGGCAUAAAUUGUUUACAAAACCAAUUUUACGAGUAUAAGGUCGUCACUACUAAGGGUAACAAAUGGAUUCUCUCCGAAGACAGAUUAAAAUAUGGGAAUCGUCUGAAAGAACCAUAUUGCUGGUAUUAUGGGUGUGACGAAGAAAAGGACCCAAAUGAGAAUGUCAUGAUAUUCUUUUUCUUUUGGCCCGAAGAAUCAACGGGAUCUUUACAGGACACUAAUGGAGAAAUACAAACAACCACUAAACCUGGAUGGCGUAUCGUAGAGUCUCCGUUCGAGCCUUUACAACCAGAAGACGAAGACAACCCUGCAAAUGACCAAACCCAGAAUCAGGUCUCAGCACUUACACAGACUCAACAACAGUCAUUACAGAAAACUAGACAUCUCCAGAACAUUGACAUAGAAGGCAAGAAUAUUAUAAAGCGUGAGGAAAUAAUACUGGAAGACAUUACCAGUACAGGAUCAUGGGUUCUGGUAGCAAAGUACCGACAGAAAUACGAUCCUGGAUUUGUACUACUUUGCCAACAAUCAGCGGACAACAAAUACUACUCUAGUGUUUUCAGUGGCGAAGUUCACGUUCUUACAAUAGCAAAUCACGAUUGCUCACCCAAGAGAGAUUCUGGAUUUUUGAUAAUUGUUUCAAUCGAUGAAAGAGACAAAACAAGUGGGAAAGAGUUUGUCUUUGUAAAAUCGUCAGCCAAUGCCAUGUUUAGCAUUUGUAGAAAAUGUAAGUCAGUUGAAUAUCUUCCUGCUUAUCAAGCCUGGAAACGUUCAUCUUGGUAUCAGGAGCCUAUAAUGGAAGGAUGCACACUGAAAAAAACCCAUAUACUCAGAGGGGACCAAGUGUUACCAGUAGGCCUACUGAAAGGUAAACUAGUCGCCAGAUACAUCAGUGACGACGGACUCUACAAUCUCAAUUGCUAUGAACGUAACAACAAUGAACACGUAUUGGACAUCAGGAGAAUAUUAGGAGAAACAUCAGCCAUUCAAAUCACAGGAUUAGAUUGUUCUACGGACGUGAAUUCAGUAUUUUAUUUCGCAUCCAGUUAUGGCAGUUAUACUGUAGGAGUGCCCUUAGCGGAGUCCCCCCAAAACGGCAGAAAUUUCAAACUGAAAACCCCUUGGUGUAUCUACAAUGCCUGGUCCCCCACCUUAGCUGAAUUAACCACAAUCGAACCGAAAAUCUAUAAUGAAGCCCUGACAAAUAUUAAAUGGAUCAAGGUGUCAUUAGAUUUUAACUUGCUGGUGAAACAGAAAGAUAUACUUUUGGAAGAACAUGAGAUAACUGUAGAAGAGAGUGAUCUUAAAGCCGUAUACCUAAGUAAAUAUGCUGACUAUGGACGGAGUAACCAUUACACCUUGUUGUGUUACAAAAGUGGACUUUCGGAACAUAUAUCUGUCAUCAAACAACUUGGAUCCUUCAAACUAGCUGUUAAAGGACUGAACUGUUUGUCCCUAUCAAGCUUACAAUCAGUUUUCUUCUUAUCACUUGACAACAUGAAAAUGACUGUAGGGUUCAUUCGGCUAUAUAGCCCCAAGAAACAAAUCUGGUGUCAGUAUGACGUAAAUUUAAGUGGGACUAAAACUGUCACUCCAGCUGGUCCGCAACAAAUUGAUAAAGUGGUUUGGUUGGAUUCUCCGUUCGAGCCUUUACAACCAGAAGACGAAGACAACCCUGCAAAUGACCAAACCCAGAAUCAGGUCUCAGCACUUACAACACAGACACAACGACAGUCAUUACAGCCAACUAAGUCUACCCAAAAUAGAGAGACCAAAAACAAAGACGACGAAGUUGUUACAGCGAGUGGUAUCACUACAGAAGACAACACCAGGUCGAUGGUUUUGGUUGCAAAGUACAAACAAGAGAAGUAUACAGUACUGACACUACUUUGCCUACGAUCAGAACAAAACGAAUACUACCUUAGUUUGUUCGACAACGACAAUCACAUUUUGACUGUAAAUUACGAUUGCUCCGGGGUUUCAAUUUAUUUAUCACCAUCUGAUUCAUUGACGAUUGCUGUUGAUAAAAAUGAUGAAACAAAUGGCAAAGAAUUUGUCUUCAUAUGGGUUCGUAAUAAAUGGUUUAGCGUCUGUAGAGUUUGUAAGUCAGUUACUCAUCUGUCCCUUUACAACAACGGGAAACCUCUUGAAUGGAAAAAGGAGCUUAUAAUAGAAGGAUGCCCUCUGAAAGCUGAUGAUAUAUACGUAGAAGAAAACAAGUUAGCAGUACAGAAAGAUAAACUAGUCGCCAGAUACAUCAGUGAGCCAAAUGGCUAUAAUAUAUAUUGCUAUAAAAGUGAAGGAAAGGAACAUAUAUUGGUCAUAAGACAAUCAAACCGAUUUAUAAUAUCUAUUAAAGGAUUAGAUUGUUCGUAUUCUAAGGAUGUGAAUUCCAUGUUUCUUUUCGAACAUCCAUACCCGAAUGUGAUGAGGGUAUAUGCAACCUUACCGGAGUCCCGUCAAAACGGCAGACUUUUGAAACUGGAACAUCCUUGGUGUGUCUACAAAGUCUAUGUACCCAACGUCAUCGCACCGGAAUACUAUGACAAACUCCGAGAGUCUAUUAAAUGGAUUGAGGAGAGAGAAUGCCGUGCAAUAAAAUCAAGAGACAUAUCUAGAUUGGAAGGAAUAUCUACCGGUAGAGUAAAAGCUACAUAUUACAACGGAAGAUCGAAUCCUUUUCAACUGAGCUGUUAUGAAAACGCGUUAAAGAAACCACACGCUAUCCUCAGUAUAAACAGUUACGAAAUUAAAAUCGAUUUGGACUGUGCAUCGGUCAACAAAAUAGAUGACAUGUUUCUUGCUGACGAAGAUAAAGGCUCCGGUGACAUCAUUAUUGGAAGUAGACCAUCCCCCACUUCAUCUUGGUGUUACUAUGCAAUUCCACGUGAAAAAGAUAAAGACAUUAAACUAGAAGGCGAACGAGAUCCAAGCGUCUUGCUCUCUCGAUGGUACAUGGGUUCUCAAGCAGAGUGUCCCAGCGUUUCACGGGCCAACAUAAUUACAAGCUCUCUAAAAGUAGAAACAAUUAGUAAAACCCUUGUAUCUACAUACUCAGUUGAUGUCAAGAAAGAAAAGGAGGAAGAACUACAAACGUUUAUACUUCAAUGCUAUCGUAAAAAUGAUAAAGACGCCAAAUACAUAUUGACGAUAGCAGAACGGAAAGAAAGUAAUGCCGAAAAUCGAUACCGUGAAAAACUGCCUUUUGAGGAUAACAUUGUAUUUUUAGCCGCAUUCGAUGAUUUCGACUGCGCUCCUGAAUCUAAUCGCCCUUUACAUGAAAAAGUGUACAUGUUCACAUUCAAAGACGGGUCAGAGAACAUUUUGUCUUUUAGAAGUAGAGUUGACACUGUCAAGUGGUGCCAGUACGAUAUUUGUGUAGAGAAGUGUCAGGACUCGGACCAGGUAUUCUUGAAAUAUGCUGCCAACCCAGGAGGGUUUGAAUCAAUCAAGGAAGGGGUCUUGCUGGAUAAAAACCCUUCAUUCAAGGAUCAAAGAUUAGUUGAGGACGACUCAAGCUUUGAAGAAAAGAAAUUUGAAGUUAAAAGAUACUUUAAAAAACAUUCCAAAACGUCAGUAAUACAAUACAUCAUCCUUGAAUGCUACAAAAUUAGUGAUCCAAAAUCAUCAAGAGGAGUUACAACUUUCUUCGGGGUAAUUAAAACCACGCAAGGACUUAUUUUGGCAAAAGUAAAAGCCUUAAACUGUUUUGAUGAUUCAAAUAUAUUUAAAAUCGUUUUGAGUUAUGUUAUGAUAAAGAAAGGUGAUGGAAGCGGAGCGUCUCUUGAUCUGGACUUCACAACCCCACCAGAACUUGGCCAAGAGUCUUGGUUCUACGGAAGUGCAACUGCAGAUACUGAAGUUAUUUUGUUCAUGGAAAAGUCAAAAAGUCCUCAUUAUAAUUUAUGGAGCAUGAUUCGCGAUGGCGAUGAUACAUGUCCUACAAUUCAUUAUACAAAUGAACGAGAUAUUGGAACUCUCCUACCAGAACAUGAAUUGGUUGCAGAAUAUGAAUUUACGCCUGAUCCAAACAGUGGCCUCACUAAAAAGCUUACACUAAAAUGCUACGAAAAGUCCAUUAUGAGACCUAAUGAAAAAGAUCAAACGGAGCGUCAGUUUUAUUUGCAAGUUCUUAAAGAAGACACGUCCUCCUUAGGCAUCAUACAGAAUGUUCGUCGAUGCGAUUCUCUAAGCACACUUCGUGAUUUUAACGUGAAAGAACACAAUGAACACGACGUUAAAUUGAUUAUUUUUACGGUCAGAAUCACAUGUCCUGCUACAUUCUACUCUUUGAUAUCUUGUGAAAAUUGUGAGGUGAAAAACUGGAAAUAUUACGAUUGGGGAAAUUCCUACAGUAAAAGCGAUCAAUGGAAAAUGCUACCCACCGCAUUUUGUAAAGAAUUCCAAGAAAAAAACAUACAUUUGGAUGACCAAGUCAGAGAUGGUGUAAGAAAACACAACUCACUAAUAAAUUAUAGUAAGGAGAAUGAAAGCACGUUCUUGAUGACUUGCUUUAAGAUUGCUGAUGGUAAAUUUACUACACGUGUACAAAAAGUGGAUGGAACGCACGUUGUUUCGAUAACCUCUAUUGACUGCUCGUCACCCGAAACGUUCAAUGAAUACAAUCUGUCUGAGAAAACAAAAAGGAUGUAUACUUAUGUUCAGAAAAAUGGUGGGAAAACAUAUUUCACUUUCAUAACUCAAGACGAAAAAUUUACUCAAACGGAAAAUUGGUGCCGUUAUGACGUUUGUGUUGAGUGUCAAAGUAAAGAGAUUAUUAGCAUGGUAGACACCAAAUCUGCCUAUUAUGGCGGGAGGAUGAAGUGGCAGAAUGGAAUAGACGUGUCCUCGGACCCCAAAACUGAAAACCGGGAUUUGUCUGAAGGAAAACUGUUUUCGAAGCAUGUUAACAUUGAGAAUAAUGAUUACAGUAUGGAAUGUUAUGAGGUAUAUUGGGAAAGGUAUGAGGGAAAGUCAUCAUUUGAGACAAUCGUAAAGGGGCCAAAUGGAUACCUCUUCAGUGUUAAAAGAUUUGCAUGCGAUUUAGUCGUGAAAGUGGUGUAUUUACAUACCAAAUAUAACGACCGUUCGUACAGCCUAGUCAGACUAAACCAAAAACAGAAAAUAACUGAAGAAAUGAAAACCGCACAGGAGAAGACAGUCUUCAUAUUUGACGAGGAGUUGAUGAGCAAUGAGCUGGAGUGGAAGCUGGUUUCCAAUUUAAGGUUGUCAAUGUUGAAUUUCAUGGACUUUACUGGAGCGAAGAUUGGUAGGAAAUGAAGGCCUUAAACUAACCGACUUACUGAUCCCUAGGGCAAAAGAUAGUGGUCAAAAACAAUCCAACUGUAAUGCAGACAAUAUAAUGCAAAUGAUAAUAA